Messenger RNA from Notothenia coriiceps (black rockcod), 1026 nucleotides. RefSeq names its product G-protein coupled estrogen receptor 1-like. Gene Ontology annotation, cellular component: membrane. Bases 1 to 1026 code for a protein of 341 amino acids. Gene Ontology annotation, biological process: cellular response to estradiol stimulus; G protein-coupled receptor signaling pathway. Gene Ontology annotation, molecular function: nuclear estrogen receptor activity; G protein-coupled receptor activity. The transcript is spliced from 2 exons. The record is from RefSeq and is a predicted model, not a curated record. NCBI's taxonomy places the organism in Eukaryota, Metazoa, Chordata, Actinopteri, Perciformes, Nototheniidae.
AUGUACGUGGACAACAGCGUCUUUCCUGCUCAAAUAAAUGACUCGAAUGCAGUUAUCUCUGAUUUCCUGCUAGCAGAAAAUCCUCAGCGUUACAUUAUCAGCCUCUUCCUCUCCAGCCUCUACAUUAUAUUCCUGUUCCCUGUUGGCUUCAUCGGGAACAUCCUCAUCUUAGUGGUCAACCUGUACGACAGGGGCCGCCUCUCAGCCCCGGACCUCUACUUUGUGAACCUGGCCGUGGCCGACCUGCUCCUCGUUGCCGACUCUCUGAUCGAGGUGUUCAACCUGAAGCGGGGCUACUACGACCGGCCGGGCCUCUGCACCUUUAUGAACCUCUUCCAGCAGGGCAACAUGUACAGCAGCGUCUUCUUCCUCACCUGGAUGAGCUUUGACCGUUUUGUCACUCUGACCGGCUCCAUGGGUCACAGCAUGCCUCACCCCCGCCUCAGCUGCUGCCUCAUCUGGGUCGCCUCCUCUCUGCUCACCGUGCUCCCCUUUGCCAUAGCUCAAAGGCAGCACGCAGGAGAACUCCACUUCUGCUUUGCAAAUGUAUCGCAGAUUCAGUGGCUGGAGGUGAUGCUGGGUUUCCUGCUGCCUUUCUGCAUCUUGGGUCUGUGCUACUGGAGGAUAGCACAGGUGCUCGGGCAGAGUCAGAAGGUGCAGGGCGGCCCCCAGCCGAGGCCUCGCAGGCAGAAAGCUCUGAGGAUGAUCUCAGCAGCCGUGUUGGUGUUCUUCCUCUGCUGGCUCCCGGAGAACGUGUUUGUUAGUGUUCAACUUCUGAGAGGGGGGGCAGACGGCGGCACGCUGUGGCAGGACUACCCUCUGACUGGUCACGCUGCCAGACUCGCUGCGUUUUCUAACAGCUGCCUGAACCCGCUCAUCUACAACUUCUUCGGGGAGACAUUUCGGGAUAAACUGAGGAGGAGAUUCACGCUGCGCAGAGCUAUAAAGGAAUGGAACUCAUUGCCAAACUACCUUGCUGAAAUAGAGUCCAGAGCCUCUUUCAGAAAGAGAUUGGCCAUCUACUGA